GCGAUAAAUGUCCGUCCUCCCGCAUCUCUGCUGACAGACAAUCACAGUUCUGCUUUGCGUCGCUUCUGCGUUUGUUUUCUUCCAAAGUGGAAUGCAACUUAACUCAGACAACGUAUCAAGUUUUGUGCUUUAGAAGACUUUUUAUGGGUUUGUUCUUUCGUUGGACGUGCAUUUAGGUAUUUUUGCGUUAUGAAAAACAUAACUGGAGUUUUUGACAGCCUCAGUACAGAUAUGCAUUCAAACCAGAUUACCUCCAGCAGUUAUCACAGUCUGCACAAAUCCCAGGAAUCACCGACUCUUCCGGUCUCCACCGCCACCGACAGCAGCUACUAUAAUAAUAACCAGCAGGCCGGACAGUGCGCUGGCUCUCCGUACGACCAGAUCAGCUCUUACCAAUACCAGAACAACAGCAUGAACAGCGUUCAGUACAACACCAAAUCAUAUGAACUGGGCUUCGGCAACGCUUUUGGUCCCUACGGCACGUACGGCUCCUGCUCCUCACCAACUCCUGCAGAUGCUGAAAAAGAAGAAAGUGAACCUGAAAUUCGAAUGGUUAAUGGAAAACCAAAGAAAGUCAGAAAACCGCGAACUAUUUACUCGAGUUUCCAGCUGGCGGCCCUGCAGAGGAGGUUUCAGAAGACUCAGUAUCUGGCCUUGCCGGAGAGAGCUGAACUAGCCGCAUCUCUGGGCCUCACGCAAACACAGGUAAAAAUCUGGUUCCAAAACCGUCGUUCGAAGUUCAAGAAGUUGUGGAAAAGUGGAGAAAUCCCGCCCGAGCAGCAUGUGGCCUCCAGCGAGUCUCCACCUCACCACUCGCCGCCUCUCAACACGGCCUGGGACUUCGCGCAUAACCAGAGAAUGAACACUGUAAACUCUUUGUCCCAGAGCAGCAGCCCCCCGAACACAACUACCCCUUCAUUUCUGACAAACUACCCCUGGUACUCAUCCACGAACUCUGCGACCCAUCUACAGCCACCGCAUCAUCACAACACAACUGUUAGCGCCGGGACCAUAUUUUGACUCGACUGACUCAAAAAAGACUGGGGAAUUCAUUUUGUGAACUUGCAACAAAUGACUUUUAGGCCUGUUUUCCAGUCUGAAUUGUGAGACCUCUUCACCUUUGCCACGUUGAUCAUUGCCAGUGCGGUUUGGGCGUAACGCUGUUUCUCUUCAUGCAAUGUUGUCAACAAGCAGACACUAAAGAAUCAAACAUAUACAAUUAUUUUUGUAUUUAUUUAUUUUGUUCUAUGGGUGGUGGUACAUCAAUGGAUUAAACCCUACUAUGAUCCAAAGCCUAGAGAACUCACGUGGACAUUAUUGGAGUGAAUAUCACAGCAGGGUGUAAGAGCACAUGUAGCACAACCUGAAGCUGUUCGGUGCCUUUUGAAAAUAACUUAACUGUCCUUUCCCACCGUAAAUGUGUUUCAUGCGCCUGUCUUUAAUUUUAGACUUUAUGUUAGAUUUAUAUUUAGAAAGUAAGGUAAGUUGGGAAUUUGGUGUCCCUCUCCGCCCGUGUGUUCCACCGCGUCUAUUUAAUAAUGUUGUCAUUAUAGGAUAUCAUAUAGGGUUCUCACUGUUUUAAAUAAUACGGACAAAACACUAAUGAAAAACACUCCAAAGCUACUGAUUGUCCUAAAGCCAUGUUCACAUGUAAAAGGAUAUUUUCUCUGGAGUACUUUGUUUUAUUUAUUUUGAAAUCCGAAUGAACAUUUCUGCCACUAUAAUGAUUCAGACUUAUUUAAAUAAAAUGUUUCAUGUGAACGCAUUGUAUAUGUAUUGAUUCAUUUGGGGAUUUCGACUGUUUGUUGGGUUUUCAUUUUUAUUUUUUUGUAGAUUUGUCCACGCCUCCCUCUUUUUGCUUCGGCGCCAGUUAAGUCUCUAGUCUUUAAUAAGUCUGGCUGGAGACGCGAUGCAACGUCUUGUAAAAGUUUCACACAAAACCCACAAAUUCACCUUUUGUUGACUAACGUGACAGGUGUGUCCAGCUUACUCUGUAAAAAGUAGGUCAAGAGAGUUUAUGUAGCUUAACUUUUUUCGGGUUCAAAAAUAGCAUGAGCACGGUUCUCUCUCUCUCUCUCUCUCUCUCUCUCUCUCUCUCUCUCUUUUUUUUAAAUUCACUAAAGGGACAUGGUCUGACGUUCUUUCAAUUUUGGAGACAUAAAACUUAAAGACAAAGGUUCGGGGAGCCCGACAGAAGCGAGACGCGCUACAAAGCCUCGGGCUGGGAAUGAGCGCGCGAACACGCCCCGGCAUGAAGGCGUUCGGCUGGGUUCAGACUCUCUGGAGUCAGAGCUCUGCGCUCCAGACUUUUUAUGAAGUCAGCGCAGCCAAGAAAGCAUGCAGGCUCACAAAUGCCCCGAGCUAAACAACAUGGAAACAUUUUUCACAACUUCCACAACCCCACGCACAACACAAGGCCUUUGUUAUAGGGUCUCGGCUGCGUGUAGCCUACAUUAAUUUCCCAUGCAAUAUUACAAAGGAAAACUUGUUUAUUUGUUUAGAAGCUUUGUAGAAUAUAAAAUGCCGAUUACGUACAAGGGAAUCUGAGUGAUGCAACAUGCUCAAACUGGUACUGCAAUGAUGCAUGCACAUUUAGUGCAACAAGUUAAACAAAUAGCGCACACAAAUUAAAAGGUUUAAUCGCUCAAAUAAAAUUUUUGUUUUGCAACAACAUAUGGCCUACCGUGAUAAAAUUCAAUGUCACUUUAAAUUAAAUUACUGAUAAAGAAAACUGUAAACUCGAAAAAAAAAAAAAACAUGCUGUUUUGGACGCUAUUAUAACGAAGUUGUCCUGUUACUAAUUAUGUAUGACAAGUGGUACAGCUUCUCAAAUUAAAAGAUAAAUGUUUGAACCACACGUGGCUUAAUACCUAUUGUUCUUUUUGAAAUAAUAUAUAGGUAAGCAUGGUUGCUUUUCGUGUUACAUUAAUUUGUUUAUUUGAGAGUUAAAGCUGUAAAGAAUACAGAUGUAAUGAGGAUGUAUCCUGUCAGUGAUUGCCACAUUACAAGAUGUUAUGGUGUAGCCCCGGGCUUAGACUACGCCCGUAUUGAAAUGUGCCCCGCAGAGAUCCAGACUUUAUCCGUUCAGCAGAAUAAACACGAC
Molecule: messenger RNA, 3103 nt
Organism: Megalobrama amblycephala (Wuchang bream)
Lineage: Eukaryota; Metazoa; Chordata; Actinopteri; Cypriniformes; Xenocyprididae
Gene: dlx2a
Product: distal-less homeobox 2a
Exons: 3
Coding region: 190-1020 (276 amino acids)
Biological process (GO): negative regulation of transcription by RNA polymerase II; cell differentiation; embryo development
Molecular function (GO): RNA polymerase II cis-regulatory region sequence-specific DNA binding; DNA-binding transcription factor activity, RNA polymerase II-specific
Source: RefSeq, a predicted model, not a curated record